Messenger RNA from Esox lucius (northern pike), 3900 nucleotides. Its product is annotated as adhesion G-protein coupled receptor G7. Lineage: Eukaryota; Metazoa; Chordata; Actinopteri; Esociformes; Esocidae. The coding region runs from base 2 to 3793 and encodes 1263 amino acids. Gene Ontology annotation, biological process: cell surface receptor signaling pathway; G protein-coupled receptor signaling pathway. Gene Ontology annotation, cellular component: membrane. The record is from RefSeq and is a predicted model, not a curated record. Gene Ontology annotation, molecular function: G protein-coupled receptor activity. The transcript has 16 exons.
GAUGAUUAAGCUAUGGAUCAUUGCUAUAUUAACUACAGUGUCUUCGCUGCAGACGGGUCUCAACUCACGCUCUGAUGGUACUACAAAUUACUCUCUAGAUGGUUCGACAACUAACCAUCCUGAUGGUACUACAAUUAACCUACCAAAUGGGACUACAACUAACCCUCCAGAUGCUACUACAACUAACCCUCCGGAUCGUACUACAACUAACCCUCCAGAUGGUGCUACUACUAACCCUCCAGAUGCUACUACAACUAACCCUCUAGAUGCUACUACAACUAACCCUCCAGAUGCUGCUACAACUAACCCUCCAGAUGCUACUACAACUAACCCUCCGGAUCGUACUACAACUAACCCUCCAGAUCGUACUACAACUAACCCUCCAGAUCAUACUACAACUAACCCUACAGAUGGUACUACAACUAACCCUCCAGAUGCUACUACAACUAACCCUCCAGAUGCUGCUACAACUAACCCUCCAGAUGCUACUACAACUAACCCUCCAGAUCGUACUACAACUAACCCUCCAGAUCGUACUACAACUAACCCUCCAGAUCAUACUACAACUAACCCUACAGAUAGUACUACUACUAGCCCUCCAGACAGUACCACAACUGUACCUCUAGCUGGUAAUACAACCAAGCUUCCAAAUGAUACUACAUCUAACCCUUCAGACAGCACUACAACUGAACCGUUAGCCAGUAAUACAACCAAGCUUCCAAAUGAUACUGUUACUGAAUCUGCAGCUGGUAAUACUACUAACCUUCCAGAUGAUACUACAACCGAAGCGUUAGCUAGUAGUACAACCAAGCUUCCAAAUUAUACUACUACUGACCCACCAGAUCAUCCUACCACAAACCUUCCCGAUGAGGCUACAACUGGACCUCCAGCUGGUAAUACAACCAAGCUUCCAAAUGAUACUACUAUUGACCCACCAGAUAAUAAUACUACAAACCUUCCAGAUGAUACUACAACUGAACCGUUAGCUAGUAGUACAACCAAGCUUCCAAAUGAUACUACUACUGACCCACCAGAUAGUAAUACUACUAACCUUCCAGAUGAUACUACAACUGAACCUGCAGCUGGUAAAACUACUAAGCUUCCAAAUUAUACUACUACUGACCCACCAGAUAGUAAUACUACUAACCUUCCAGAUGAUACUACAACUGAACCUACAGCUAGUAGUACAACCAAGCUUCCAAAUGAUACUACUACUGACCCACCAGUUAGUAAUACUACUAACCUUCCAGAUGAUACUACAACUGAACCGUUUGCUAGUAGUACAACCAAGCUUCCAAAUGAUACUACUACUGACCCACCAGAUAGUAAUACUACUAACCUUCCAGAUGAUACUACAACUGAACCUGCAGCUGGUAAUACAACCAAGCUUCCAAUUGAUACUACUACUGACUCACCAGAUGAUACCACAGCUUUUACUACUACCCCUUCAACUACUUCUACCUCUCCAACUAAAACGACUAGCAUUGAAUAUCCAACUACUCAUGCCACCCCACCAAAUCUUAGUACUAAAACUGCCUCUCCAACUACUCCAACUACUACUCCAACUAGUACUACUAAUACCACUGCACUUCCCAGCACCUCUUCCACCACAAUCCCUCCAUUGGUCUGUAUCAAUGGAGGUGAACUGCAGAGUGGAGUCUGUAUCUGUCCUGAUGAAUGGACUGGGAAGACCUGUUCAGAUCCGAAUUUCUGCAAUUCAAGCAAGUUUGAUGGAUUCAUCUUCCCCAAAACAACGAUUGGCUGGUUUGGUUAUUCAACAGAGACAUGUCCUAAAAAUACCAAUAAUGCAGAUUUAUCAAAAGCCUCAGCCAUAUGCUUGAAUGACAAUGGAACUCCAAAGUUUGGUCCUUAUCAAGUUCUAAACUGUGAUUUGACCCUUAGUGAUAUAAAAGAAAAUAUCAACAGCGGUUUGGAUAAUUUAUUCAAUCUAGCCUCCAGUACUCAGAUUCUGACCUCCAAACCAGAGAAGCUAUCAGCUGACAACAUCAACACAGCAGCUGAGAUCACUAACAAACUGCUAAAUUCUACUCAAAAUAUCACCCAGGACAUCGCUGUGGCAGCAAUUACUACCAUCAGCCAGCUACUGAAUGCCAAUGGGAAGAGUACACCGGACAAUACCGCCGUUAACAGCCUCACGAUUACUUUGGAGCAGUUCUCCCUGAAACAGCAAAGUAACGUUUCCUUGAUAGUCCAGCCUAACCUGGUAGUGCAGUCUGCCCAGGUACCACAGGACACCGUAGGGAUCAAGUUUACUGCUUUCACUGGAAAAUCAGGUAAAUUUGUGGCCAACAGAAUUCAGCUCAACACUAAUUCCUCUGAAUUGAUAGUUGGCAAUGAAGGUUCUACUGAUGUCCAGAUGGUUAUUAAAUUUAAACCAGUAUUAAGUCGGGAAGAUGCAAACCACUCCGUUGGUUUUGUGCUAUACCAAAAUGAUCAUUUCUUCAAGUCCAGGGCAUUCCAAACUUCUUUGGGGACUAGCAGAAGGAUCCUUUCUGCUAACUUUGGAAACAUGUCUGGACUGGAUGUUGAGAUGUCCUUCAAGCCUACUACUGUCCCCAAUGCCUCCCUCCAUGACUUUGCCUGUGUGUCGUGGAACUACACGCUGGACGACUGGAGCACAUAUGGCUGCUCCAAAGUCAACCACUCUAACGACGGCUUGCAAUGUCUCUGUAACCACACCACUAACUUCGCUGUUCUUAUGACUUUCAGGAGGGAUUUUCAGUCUCCUCCAUUACUAGACUGGAUCACCAUACUGGGAUGCUCAAUGUCUGUCAUAGGGUUGGGUUUAACAAUAAUAUUCCAGAUCGUAACCAGAAAAUUACGUAAAACCCUCCCGACACUCCUCUUAGUGAACCUCUGCACAUCGCUCCUGAUGUCCACCCUCCUCUUCAUGUUGGCAGUAGAAAACUCCAACCAACAGCCUAAGAAACCCAAAAUAAAUACCAACAAUAUCCCCCCUUCAGACAUGCACACAGAGCCUGAUACAGGGCCCUGUACUGCAGUCACAGCCCUACUGCAGUUUUUCCAACUGGGGACGUUCACCUGGAGCACGCUGUACGCCACACAUAUCUUCCUCAUGGUCAGAAACGUCCUGGCCUUCACCCCGCAACACUUUACAGCCUACACCAUGGUCAUCGGAUGGGGACUACCUGCAGUUAUAGUUGUCCUCACUUUAGGAAUCAGCUACAGACAGGAUAAUCCACUGGGUUACAGGCAAGAGGAAUUCUGCUGGCUUGCUGCCCUUGAUUUCUACAGAAACUUUGACUUCAAACAACCACUAUUUUGGGGGUUUUUGAUCCCUGUAGCAUGUAUGCUAAUCAUAAACACACUGAUGUUGAUGCAUUUUGCAGUUGCAACAAGCAAGUCUGACCCACAUUUAAACAGUACAAGACAUGAUUCAAUGAAGAAAAAGAUCCUCCGUAGCUUUUCUCUGGCUGUGGUGCUUAGUCUCUCCUGGAUCCUGGGCUACCUUUUGCUCAUCAACCAUGACAAGACCACAUUUACUGUACUCAACAUCUUCUUCUGUAUUCUCACCACCACUCAGGGCUUCCAGAUUUUCAUUUUGUUCACAGCAAGAACUGCAAUUGUCAAGAAAAAGAUUUCAAGUGCUUUGAAAGCUGUGUCUAGUGUUGACAUCUCACUUUGCACCAAGAAGUACAGUCUAAGGCAGGGCAAGCAAACAGAAAAAGUAGAAUCUUACACAGAGCUGGACAAUGGUCUGUCAACUGCACUUUCAACUUCUUCAUCUUUGCAGACUGUAUCAAGCACCUAGCUAGCGGAUGGGCAACAAAUUUAACAUGUCGUAAAAUUUGUUAUUUACCAUUGUACUAUGACCUUUAAUAAAUACCAUUUUGUAUCAAUAUUUACUGUAAAUAUGUU